Molecule: messenger RNA, 345 nt
Organism: Prorocentrum cordatum
Lineage: Eukaryota; Dinophyceae; Prorocentrales; Prorocentraceae
Source: the annotation of a GenBank genome assembly
AUGCCGAGCGGGCAGCUGCACUGCCGAGGCUUGCUAGUUCAGAUUGCGCCAUCUAUCAUGAUGAGCACGGUGGUGCCUGUCUGGGGGUAUUCGAUUACAAGUUCGGUGGUGUGCAAGAUCAGAGCUGUCAGCGGCCGUCGAGAGUGCAUGCUGACGUUGACAGCAUACAGAGAUGCGUUUUGGAUGGUUCCUGCUCAGACCAUCUUCAAGCCCAUGAAGUGGAGCCUCAGGACAUGUUCAAGUAUGAGCCAUACUUGCGCGAGAAACCGCAUGGCUGUUUACCGAGACCUGGCCCUGAGGGCCUUGGCUUUUUCGUUCGUGCAGUCCUAUGGCCCGCGCCUAUGA